Schistocerca gregaria is the source of this 2184-nucleotide messenger RNA. Its product is annotated as elastin-like. Lineage: Eukaryota; Metazoa; Arthropoda; Insecta; Orthoptera; Acrididae. The transcript is spliced from 4 exons. Bases 106 to 2031 code for a protein of 641 amino acids. The record is from RefSeq and is a predicted model, not a curated record.
AGAGGCGCGGCACGCCACCGGCACCAGCGAGGACGCCGGUCCAUAUAUAAGGCGGCCGGCGGGCUGUCUCCGCACAGUUCAGCAGCUGCAGCCGUCCACAGCAUCAUGAAGGUCCUGGUCGUCCUGAGCGCCGUUUUGGCGGUAUGCGUCGCCACCCCCGGCUACCUGUCGGCGCCAGCGCUGCUGGCCCGCGGCAUCGCCGCCCCCGGCCUCCUCGCCGCCCACGCGCCGGCAGUGAUAGCCGCUGCCCCCGCUGUCGUCCGCACCAUCCCUCCCGGCGGCCCCGCCAACAUCGUGAUCGGACCUGGCGGCGUGCCCCUGGACACCCCUGAGGUCGCCGCCGCCAAGGCGUCGCACGCCGCCGCCGUCGCCGAGACGAGGGCCCGCGAUGCCGUCGUGAACGCCGCCCCCGCCGUCGUGGCCGCCGCCUCCCCCGCCGUCGUGGCCCCCGCCCCCGCCGUGAUCGCCGCCAGGACGCCGGCCGCCACCGUGCUGGCCGGCCACGGGCUGCUCGCCCCCGCCGCCGCCCUCCGCUACGCCGCCGCCGUGCCGGCACUGCGCUACGCGGCCGUCGCCCCCGCUGCCCUCGGAUACGCCGCCGCCCACACCAUCGUGGCGCCGGUCCCCAUCCACCCCGGCUACGCCGCGUACGGACCGGCCAACAUCGUGAUCGGACCCGGCGGUGUGCCCCUGGACACCCCUGAGGUCGCCGCCGGCAAGGUCGCCGACGCCGUCGCCCACCUGGAAGCCAAGGCCCGCAACGGCGUCCUGCUGGAGUUUGGAUCUAAGUUGCCUCUACGGGUGAAUGUGGACAAUCCGCACCUGCUGCCUGCGACGGCAGAGGAGGCGGUCUUCACGCAUCCAGGAGCCCCUCCGCCUCCACCUCUGCCGCCGUUGCAUCACCACAGUCACCGCCAGCGAUGGUCGAGGCCGCCGGCAGAAGACGUGCAGAAGGACGCGCUGACCAGUCCAUCCGCGUCCCAUCCCGCCUAUAUAAGCCGGCAGCUGCUCCACCAGGGUAGGCAGACGCCAGAGCCGCAGACCAGCGUCAACAUGAAGCUCCUGGUGGUACUAAGCGCUGUGGUGGCGACAGCACUGGCUCGUCCCGGAUACCUGGGAGCAGCAGGCAUUGCUGGUCUUCUGGGCAAUGGCAUCGGCGCCUCAGCACCAGGUCUCGGGACAGCGGGCAUCAUUGGAGCUGGCAGAUCUACCUACCUGGGAGCUGGUACAAACUAUCUGGGAGCAGGCAGUGCCCCUGUAGGAGGUCCAGCCAACAUCGUCGUCGGUCCUGACGGAGUGCCUGCAGACACACCUGAGGUGGCUGCUGCCAAGGCUGGCCACGCAAAGGCUGUCGCUGAGACACAGGCGCGCGACGCCGCUCAGGACGCCGCCGAUGCUGCAGCGGGCGUCUACGGUGGAGUCGGCGCCGGGGUUGGUGCUGGACUUGGUGCUGGGUAUGGCGCCGGGGCUGGGCUUGGUGCUGGAUACGGGGCUGGGCUUGGUGCUGGAUACGGGGCUGGACUUGGUGCUGCAUAUGGAGCUGGUGCUGGACUUGGUGCUGGACUUGGUGCUGGGUAUGGCGCAGGUGUGGGAGCCGGAUUGGGCGCUGGAGCCGGCGCUCCAGGCGCAGGUCUGGCUCUUUACGGCCCAGCCAACAUCGUGAUCGGCCCCGACGGCGUGCCACAGGACACCCCUGAAGUGGCCAACGCCAAGGCAGCCCACGCCAAUGUCGUGGCGCAGACGCAGGCACGCGACGCAGCCCAGGCCGCCGCCGACGCCGCUGCUGGAGGUGCGGCAGGAGGUUACGCCGCUGGAGGUGUGGCAGGAGCCCUCGCUGGCAUCGGCUACGGGGGGGUGGGCCUGGGAGCGGCCGCGGCUCCGUCUCAGGGGCUGGCGCGGUACGGCCCGGCCAACAUCCAGAUCGGGCCCGGCGGAGUGCCCCUGGACACCCCUGAGGUGGCUGCGGGGAAGGUUGCCGACGCGGUCGCCCACCUGCACGCCAAGGCCCGCCUGGGUCUCAUCGCUGGAUGAAGUCUUCGCGAAAUUCCUGCCUUAUUCUGACGACGCGACUGACUACUUCCUGCCCACUGCUCAAGACAACUGGACAUGCUACUCUCGUAUUGUAUAUAAUAAUUUAUUAAGAUUAAAAAAAAAUGUUGUAGAUGUCUUCUUGCAAUAAACAGA